Molecule: messenger RNA, 1974 nt
Organism: Talaromyces rugulosus
Lineage: Eukaryota; Fungi; Ascomycota; Eurotiomycetes; Eurotiales; Trichocomaceae
Exons: 4
Coding region: 1-1974 (657 amino acids)
Molecular function (GO): acyltransferase activity, transferring groups other than amino-acyl groups
Source: RefSeq, a predicted model, not a curated record
AUGGAGUCCUCUCUACAGGCCCGCCCUCAUCCUCCCCAACCCGACAAGCACGCCAACCUCGCCUUCGUGCCCUUUUGGGCCCGCAGCGAAGUGCAGUACGCGAAGAAUCUGCUCGACUACUCGCCCGAGCCGAUCGAAUACGUGCACCAAGACGACGACGGCUGGGACAAUUGCUUCUUCUUCCCGGAAGACUGCGCGCGAGCCCCAACACCGUUUCUGUCGAGCAGCUGCGAGACGGACACGGAUUCGCACACUAGUACUACUACUACUACUACUUCGACGAAUCCAAGUGAUGCAGACAGCGCUUCGGAAGACAAGAUGACAGCGCUACCAGAUAUUCGCAUGCUCGAUUCCGAGGCUCUCGGGGAUUUAUUGGAGGAUAACCUGAGCCCACCGGAAAUCACUUCUAUUUUAAUAUUUGCUACCAACGGUGCCAUCUUUGCAUACGCCUCCGAGCUCCCCAUCCGCCAACUCCGCACCCUGAGUGCCACGUACGGCGCGGCCUAUACAUCGUUUGCGAAAACGUCUACGUCUGGGAACCUGACAGGCGUCAACCCGGCCAGCCACCCGUCGUCGUUUGUGACUGCGCCGUCGGUCUCGCUGGGCGACGUCGGGUCGAUUGUUUUCGAGCAGGAUAACCGGGUAGCCAUUGUUACGCGAAUCGGCGACAAAGUGGUUCUCGCGGUUGUCGGUCCGGCCAAGGUGGAAGAAGAGACGCCAGAGGAUGUACAUGAUAGUACCACUGUCACCAGCAGUGCUGCAUCGGGAACAGACGAAACCACCAGCAAGACGGAGUCCACAACCGCAGAAACCACAACAACGGCUACUACAACCACAAUCAACGACGGUCCAUCAUCCGCCCCAACAUCUCAACACUCCCAAACCACAGGCUCAUCAUCCACCGAAAGCGGCGGCGGUGGUGAGACAGAUAAACUCUUGGAAGCACAGUAUGAAGUCGACCGCAGCAACGAUCUCGCGCGCCUCGCAGGGCUGAAUCUGAAUGCAUCGCCAGAGAUUCUCCUAGCGCUAGAAUCGAAAUCGGCAGCGUUGGGACGACCAGAUGACUCACGGAUGUAUAAACAUUCCAAACAACACCAUAUUAUUCAUCCAUUUCAUUCCAUUUAUUUAAAAAAUAAAAUAAAAAUAAAAAUGAUCCAGCACGACCCCAUCACCGCAGAACCCUACAUCCGCCUCCCUCCUCCACUAUCACACAUCAUCCUAACUCCUCCACGCCUGCUUGACCAUACCGACGAUUCACCUUCUACAUCAGACAAAAAUGAUGACACCGAAAAUGAAAGGGGAACUCCACCACCCGCAGAUAUAUCAUCCAUAACAACCGCCCUGAACGACCCUCGUGUCUACCUUAAUCUCGAGGGCCCGCCAUACCCAUACUUUGACUCGCACGCCGCAUCCAUCAUUCGCAGCGGCUACUUUGAGACACAGCGUAUCUUGAAACGUGCAGAAGGGCAGCAAGACGGGGAAUGGGUUGAUGGAUGUCCGUUUCGCGAUAUCCGCGAUACAUCCAUAUCAACUAGUAAUGAAAGUAGUGAAAGUAGUACUAGUACUAUAGCGCAUGCACUCAAAAUCGGCGAUUUCAGAAUCGCCCGGUAUGCAUUCUACGAAUUCCCACAUGGCAGCGACCAGCGACGAGACGCGCGCAUGCGAAAUGAGGCGUUACCGGCGGGUGAUGAAGCUGUUGAAUGGGGUGUUGGCUUCUGGCUCGCGCCAUCCCAUCACAGACAAGGAAUCGCGAGCGCCGCGCUGCAGAGCGUCAUAUCCGAAUGGGCGGUUCCGCGCAUGAAUACAUGCACAAUCGGGGCUUGUGCGUUUGCAGGGAAUGAGGGUUCGGUGCGGACGAUGGAAAAGUGUGGGUUUGUGUUUCAACAGACGAUUCCCCAGGGUAGUGCUGAAUUGCCAGAGGCCAAGGGGGGUGGGAGGAGGGAUUUGCAUUUGUUGAAGUGGAGGAAAGAAUAG